AUGAAGUUGUCGUGCAUCGCAAAAAUGUCGCUGGGGAACUACGCUCAAAGGCACCACCGCAAGCACGGCUUCCUCUUCACCGCCGGGCCCCUGUCCACGUCGCAGACGGUGCGGGAGGCGCAGCUUGACGACUACGGCAGCCGUGACAAGGACUUCCUCACGGCGGUGGCGGAGGUGCGGCGGGGCGUGCUGAAAAUAGCGAGGGCCCCCGAGACGGAAUGGGCGUGCGUGCCGAUGCAGGGUAGUGGCACAAUGGGGGUGGAGGCGGCGAUUAACACCAUCAUUUCGCCCGAUCAACCGGGCGCCUUUAUUGUGCUUCGCAACGGUGCCUACUCCUACCGCAUGGCUGCCAUUGUGAAGAAGCGGGGCGCGGCCGAUCUGGUCGCCUUCGACACGGAGGAGGGGGUGGACAUGGACCUGGCGGCGUUUACGCGCCGGCUCGCUGGAGUGGCGUCGCCGGUCACGGCCGUUGGCAUCGUCCACUGCGAGACGAGCACCGGGAUGUUCAACCCCGUCGCGGAGGUGAGCGGCAUCGUGCGUCGGCACCACCCGGAGGCGAUCAUCCUCGUCGACGCGAUGAGUUCCUUCGGCGCGGUGGAGCUUGCCGUGCCGGAGGUGUGCGACGUCCUGGUGACCUCGGCGAACAAGUGCAUUCAGGGCGUCCCCGGCUUCUCCCUCGUGCUGGCGCGUCGCGCCCUGCUCGAGCGUUGCCGCGGGUGGUCGCCGAGCUUCACCCUCGACGUCGCGGCGCAGUGGGAGGGCCUGGAGAAGAGCGGGGGACAGUUCAACCAGACGCCCCCCGUGCAGGCCCUCGUUGCCUUCCGCCAGGCCCUACGCGAGCACGAGCAGGAGGGCGGGGUCGCGGCGCGGGCAAGGCGCUACAUGGAGAUGAAUCGCUACGUUGUGGACCGCAUGACGAGGGAGUACGGCUUUGAGCUCUUCCUCGACCCCUCGCGGCCGUCCUACGGCUACGUCAUCACCGCCUUUCGCACCCCGCAGGUGCCCAACUGGAGCUUCGGCGAGUUCUAUGAGAGGCUCAAGGAGGAGGGCUUCGUGAUUUACCCCGGAAAGGCUUCGUUUGCCGACACAUUCCGCAUCGGCACACUUGGGGACAUCCACAUGCCGGACUGCGUGGCGCUCAUGGACGCCGUGGGGACUGUCUUGGCGCGCAUGGGGGUGUCGCUCAAAGCCGCGGCCCAGUGA
Molecule: messenger RNA, 1203 nt
Organism: Trypanosoma conorhini
Lineage: Eukaryota; Euglenozoa; Kinetoplastea; Trypanosomatida; Trypanosomatidae
Product: putative 2-aminoethylphosphonate:pyruvateaminotransferase- likeprotein,putative
Exons: 1
Coding region: 1-1203 (400 amino acids)
Biological process (GO): organic phosphonate catabolic process
Molecular function (GO): 2-aminoethylphosphonate:pyruvate transaminase activity
Source: RefSeq, a predicted model, not a curated record